This is a messenger RNA of Drosophila elegans, 1570 nucleotides long. It is a transcript of the gene Gbeta5, whose product is annotated as guanine nucleotide-binding protein subunit beta-5. Lineage: Eukaryota; Metazoa; Arthropoda; Insecta; Diptera; Drosophilidae. The coding region runs from base 153 to 1229 and encodes 358 amino acids. The transcript has a single exon. Gene Ontology annotation, molecular function: signaling receptor complex adaptor activity; protein binding. Gene Ontology annotation, cellular component: heterotrimeric G-protein complex; cytoplasm. The record is from RefSeq and is a predicted model, not a curated record. Gene Ontology annotation, biological process: G protein-coupled dopamine receptor signaling pathway; G protein-coupled receptor signaling pathway.
UUGUGUAUUCCAAAUUUCGCAUUCCAGUAUACACUUUUUUUCGACAAACCCAUCCAUUGAUUUUUCGCUGUCCAAUCCAAUCGGGGAAGUCAGGACACGAAAUCCCCGAGAGAUAGGACAACCGAAGAUCCUAGAGAUCCCAGAGAGCGACCAUGUCGGAGGCGGCGGUGCCAGCGAGCAAUGCGAACGCAAAUGCCAGCGAGAAAAUGGCCAGUUUGGUGCGUGAGGCGGAGAACCUGAAGACCAAACUGGAGGAGGAGCGCCAGAAGCUGAACGAUGUGAAUCUAUCCAAUAUUGCGGAGCGGCUGGAGCAGAUCGCCUAUGUGAACAUCAAGCCGCGCAAGGUGCUCAAGGGCCACCAGGCGAAGGUCCUGUGCACCGACUGGAGUCCCGACAAGCGUCACAUCAUCUCCUCCUCGCAGGACGGCAGGCUGAUCAUCUGGGAUGCGUUCACCACGAACAAGGAGCACGCCGUCACCAUGCCCACCACCUGGAUCAUGGCCUGUGCCUAUGCACCGUCGGGCAACUUUGUGGCCUGCGGCGGACUGGACAACAAGGUCACCGUGUAUCCCAUCACCUCGGAUGAGGAGAUGGCCGCCAAGAAGCGAACGGUGGGCACGCACACCAGCUACAUGUCGUGCUGCAUUUACCCGAAUUCGGAUCAGCAGAUCCUCACCGGCAGCGGCGAUUCCACAUGCGCCCUGUGGGACGUGGAGUCGGGCCAGCUGCUGCAGAGCUUUCACGGCCAUUCCGGCGAUGUGAUGGCCAUCGAUCUGGCCCCCAACGAGACGGGCAACACCUUCGUCUCCGGCAGCUGCGACCGCAUGGCCUUCAUCUGGGACAUGCGUUCCGGGCAUGUGGUUCAGUCCUUCGAGGGCCACCAAUCGGAUGUGAAUAGCGUUAAGUUCCAUCCAUGUGGAGAUGCCAUUGCCACAGGAUCCGACGACAGCAGCUGCCGGCUGUACGAUAUGCGAGCGGAUCGCGAGGUGGCCGUCUUCGCCAAGGAGAGCAUCAUCUUUGGCGUCAACUCGGUGGACUUUUCGGUCAGUGGCAGGCUGCUCUUCGCUGGCUACAACGAUUACACCGUCAACUUGUGGGACACUCUGAAGUCGGAGAGGGUUUGCCUGCUCUACGGGCAUGAGAACAAGGUGUCCUGCGUCCAGGUCUCACCGGAUGGCACCGCUCUAUCCACCGGCAGUUGGGACUACACCAUCCGGGUGUGGGCCUAAGCCACAUGAAACCAUAUUGUUAGGGGGCAACUGUCCAGGACAAAUGCCGCCUCGCUUUGUUAUCCCCUCUGUUCCAUCUAGUCUCUGUUUUUGUUGUUUUUUUUUUUUUUUUUUUGUUGUGCAUCUCUAGGAUAGUUAACUUACUUACGGAUUUGGUAAUCCCUCAAAUAUGUACAUAUGUCUCAUAUCGGGAUUUUCAGCCUAUGUCUUGGUUACCGCAGUGUUAUGCUUAUUACCAACUGCUGUAGCAUAAUGAACCCAAAAAUACAACUAUAUAUAUAUACGUGUAACCAUUAUGCGACUAGUUAUAAGUUCCUGUUCGAAAUAAAUGUUGAGCGAUA